UCACAGUCCGUGGUGUUUCUCCCUUUCCCAGGAAGCCUUUGCCGCAGGGGAGGUCUCGGCUCGGUCUACGCCGCCGGAAAUGGCCCAUGUGCUCUGUAACAGAGCCAGACUGGUUUCCUAUCUCCCAGCCUUUUGUUCUCUAGUUAGAAGAGUUGUUAAUCCCAAAGCCUUUUCAACUGCAGGAUCUUCAGGUUCUGAUGAAUCUCACGUAGCCACUUCGCCUCCAGAUAUAUGCUCUAGAACAGUAUGGCCUGAUGAAACUAUGGGACCAUUUGGACCUCAGGAUCAAAGAUUCCAGCUUCCAGGAAACAUAGGUUUCGAUUGCCACCUCAAUGGGGCUGCUUUACAGAAGAAAAGCCAGGUUCAUAAAACUUUGCCCGAUGUUCUAGCAGAACCAUUAUCCACUGAAAGACAUGAGUUUGUGAUGGCACAAUAUGUGAAUGAAUUUCAGGGUAAUGAUACACCUCUUGAACAAGAAAUUAACAGUGCAGAAACUUAUUUUGAAAGUGCCAGAGUUGAGUGUGCAAUCCAAACAUGUCCAGAAUUUCUGCUAAGAGAUUUUGAAUCACUCUUUCCAGAAGUGGCCAAUAGCAAACUAAUGAUUCUAACUGUAACUCAGAAAACAAAGAAUGAUAUGACUGUUUGGAGUGAAGAGGUAGAAGUUGAAAGAGAAAUGCUGCUAGAAAAGUUCAUUAAUGGUGCUAAAGAAAUUUGCUAUGCUCUUCGAGCUGAAGGCUAUUGGGCUGACUUUAUUGAUCCAUCAUCUGGUUUGGCGUUUUUUGGACCAUAUACAAACAAUACUGUUUUUGAAAUGGAUGAACGCUACCGACAUUUAGGAUUCUCUGUUGAUGAUCUUGGCUGCUGUAAAGUGAUCCAUCAUAGCCUCUGGGGAACGUACGUGGUUGUAGGAAGUAUCUUCACUAAUGCAACACCAGAUAGCAAUAUUAUGAAGAAAUUAAGUGGAAACUAGCAGUAAUGUCAUCUUAUUUGCAGUACUGUUUGU
Perognathus longimembris pacificus (Pacific pocket mouse) is the source of this 1003-nucleotide messenger RNA. Its product is annotated as cobalamin trafficking protein CblD-like. The coding region runs from base 80 to 970 and encodes 296 amino acids. The record is from RefSeq and is a predicted model, not a curated record. The transcript is spliced from 2 exons. Gene Ontology annotation, biological process: cobalamin metabolic process. Gene Ontology annotation, cellular component: mitochondrion. Lineage: Eukaryota; Metazoa; Chordata; Mammalia; Rodentia; Heteromyidae.